Messenger RNA from Xylona heveae TC161, 636 nucleotides. RefSeq lists its product as hypothetical. The coding region runs from base 1 to 636 and encodes 211 amino acids. Lineage: Eukaryota; Fungi; Ascomycota; Xylonomycetes; Xylonales; Xylonaceae. The transcript has 2 exons. The record is from RefSeq and is a predicted model, not a curated record.
AUGGCCGAGGAAGAAAGAUGUUGCGAGAAUAGCAUGAAGCGCGAGACGAGCGAUGCCACUGGGCCUGGCGGGGUCGCUGGCAGUUCUUCAGAAACAACAACAGCAACAACAGCUACAACUACAACAGCGCAGACUGAUGCGUUGCCAAAGCUCUCGGCGAAAGAAUUUCGGGAGUAUAACCGCAUGGCAGAGCACAUGGACAUGUUUCACAAUCAUUUCCGCCAAACAUGGAACACGCUGUACCGCGCGUGUGAAGCCGGCCGGCGACCAGCUGGAUUUUCGAUCCGGGCAUUCAUCAGCAUGGGGAUCGAUCUAUGCGAGAUGCUCGAAAUGCAUCACGGCAUUGAAGAAGCGCACGUGUUUCCGCGUCUGGCCGCGCGCAUGCCGGCUUUUAAACGAGAGCUUGAGCUUGUUUCGCAGCACAGAGAGAUCCAUAGAGGUCUGGAAAGCCUGCAGGCGUAUCUGCAGAAAUGCCGUUCCGGAGAGACGGAUCUGAGGCUGGAUGAGUUGAAAGAAGUCAUGGAUGGGUUUGGAAAGGUCUUGUGGCAGCAUAUGGACGACGAAGUCAAGGAACUAGGGGCAGAGAAUAUGAGAAAGUAUUGGAGUCUGGAAGAGAUGAGAAAGAUGAGGAUGUGA